Porites lobata is the source of this 766-nucleotide messenger RNA. The record is from the annotation of a GenBank genome assembly. NCBI's taxonomy places the organism in Eukaryota, Metazoa, Cnidaria, Anthozoa, Scleractinia, Poritidae.
GGAUUCUAUCACGAACAGUCACGACCUGACAGGGAUGAAUACGUCACUAUCUUAUGGGACAACAUCAAAACAGGUAAGUUGGAACAAAAUAGCAUGUCAUAUAGUUUACAUUAUGUGAUUUAGUCGAGUGAAUUCCGUUAUAAAAAUAUAAUACUUCAACUUCUUCCAAAAAGGCAACGUUUGCAGCUCUGCAUCAGUUAUAAUUAAUGUGUAUUCUAAUUAAAGCAAUUGAAAUAGGAAUAGAGCACUUUUAUGUGAUCCUAGCAUUGGUACAUCAACAGUAGGGCAGGGCUUUUUCUUUUCCGUGGAUUCAACGUAUUAUUUAGGAAAUUUUGCUGUAAUUACAUCAAUUCUCAUGUUUAACAAGCCGACCUUUUCUUGUCCUAGUCUAUUACUAUGCUUUAUCUAAUUAUUUAAACUCAUUGAGGGUUGGUACGUCCCGAGGUUUCAAAUUAUUACCAAGCUUCCUUUCUAUCGAAGUGAUUUGAUUUUUUUGAGUUAUAUUAUGAGCUGUUACAUACUGUUGACUGAAUUAAUGAUACUUUAUGUUUUAAGUUAAUAGAUUAUUUUAUAUUUAAUCGAAGUAUAAUAACCUUUAGGUAAGAGUCAUAAUUUCAAAAAGUACAACCGUGGAACAAUAGACUCUUUGGGAAGUCCAUAUGACUAUGGAAGCCUGAUGCAUUAUGGGAGCAAAGCUUUCAGCAAAAAUGGAAAACCUACGAUCGUCGUCAAGCAGUCUGGGGUAUGUAAUCAUUCGAUUUUUUAG